Messenger RNA from Phytophthora nicotianae INRA-310, 1701 nucleotides. RefSeq lists its product as hypothetical. The transcript has a single exon. The record is from RefSeq and is a predicted model, not a curated record. Lineage: Eukaryota; Oomycota; Peronosporomycetes; Peronosporales; Peronosporaceae. The coding region runs from base 1 to 1701 and encodes 566 amino acids.
AUGUUCACGGAACUAGUGGCAGUGUCACGUGCAGGACCAAGUGAGUGCGUAAGCUCGAUGAUCGCCUGGUGGAAAGCCUCCUCGUCACUGUCGUCUGACCGCGCAUUGUUGUCGUUUGAGAUUGCAGCCGGAUCUUCAAUGCCGAUCAUAGCGUUUAUUUGGCUACCAGGGGAUAACUCGUGUUCGCUUGUGGUUGAGUCGAUGCUUUCUGUUGGAUUCAAGUGGAGAUUGUCUCCAGGUGAGUCUCCGCUGGAAGAUCCUUUGAAUCCUCCGCCUUGUGAGCUUCCUCGAUGCAUUGACACGAGUGAGUCUGAAUCCUCAGCAGCUGAUUCAGUUGAUAGAUUUGAUUCCUGUGAAGAUUCUGCAGAAGUAGCGAUGGCAUCAGCGUUGCCAGUCGAUUCUGGAGACGAUGUCGAUCUUGACGAGCUAGGUGUGUCCGUUCUCGAAGAGGUAUCAGCGGAACUAUCGAGAGUGGAGUCCCUGGCUGGCGUAUUCGUGACAGGUGAAGAACUUGAUGAACUCGAGCCUGCACUGCUAGCAGAAGGUGAGGACGCUGUUGCUGUUGAUGGAAGUUCAUUGCUGCCUUCAGCUGCCGGAGUAAUACCCGUUGAUGAGCCACUCACAGGCCUAGUGGUAGACGACGGGGUAUUUGUCUGGGAACCACUCGAAACUGCACCCGUGGGGCUUUCCGGGGCGUUGGCAGCAGGUGAACUCGACGGCAGCGUGCUGGCGGUACCUGGGGGAGUGUUUAUCGCUGGAUCUGUCGCACUUACGGUACUUGAAGGCGUGUUCGCUGUUGGAUCCGUCGUUGUCGCCGCUGUCCCCGUUGGAGUUUCAGCUGAUGAUGUCGGGUUUGACGGUGAUGUUGUUGGUGUAUCGGCAAGUAAGGGGGUCGUAGGAAUGGGAACAUCUGCUGUCGGAAUUUCAACUGAGGUGCCUGGUGCAGUCGAUGGCAGUGUUGGUAUUGUAGUUGGCGUGUCAGCAAGCAGUGGAAUCGUGACGUCGGGAGUAUCUACUGUCGGAUUUCCGGCUGAGGCGCCUGGCGUAGUUGAUGCCAGUGUUGACGAGGGCGUUUGUGGGCUUAAAGUAACCGGAGAUGAAGUCGCUACAGCACCUCCCGCUACUGGAGUCUCUGCGGUCGGUCCUGGAACAGCUGCAGUCGGUGACUCGACAGAGGGUUCUGGAGGUACCGUUGCUAUCGCUACAGUCGAUGCAGGAGCCCCCGAAGCUGUCGUUGGCGACGGAGGGUCUGCGAGAAUCGGUAUGUCGGAAAAAGAGCCAGCGGUUGAUGGUGUCGGAGCUGUUGGAGUCGAUCCUGUUGAUGCCGAUGGCGUUGAUGGUGCUGGCGCUGUUGCUGUUGGCUGCGUCGAUGCCGUCGGAGAUUCAGUCACUGGAGAGGUUGUCGCUGUCGGAUUUCCUGCUGCUGGAGUUGAAGUUGCUGUCGGUGGUGCCGCAUCCGUCGGGGCCGUCGUCGGAGUAUCAGCAAGAAUAGGCACGUCAUCUGGAAAUCCUUCAAUAGUUGGUGCAGUUGUGGCCACUGGAGCUGUUGUUGUAGGAUUCGCGGAGCUGGUCGCCGAAGGAGUCGCUGUAUCCGCCGGGAUGGUCGUCACCGGGGCCGUUGAAGUGGAUGCUGUUGGAGUCGCCGUUGCUGGGGACGUCGGCGUAGUUGGCGUGGUCACUGAGGGGCUUGUCGAGGGCUGA